AUGAAUGUACUUUUCGGUUCCGGUUGCCAGGACGCCGUCGUCUGCGGCCUUGGACUUCUGUGUGGUUUUGCUGUCCAUCGAGGAAUCUUCAUCCAUGGCGAAUGGCACGUACAGGCACCUCAAAUUCUGUUGGGUCACUUGUGGCUCUUUGCUUCUUUCGCAGGUCUCAGCAGAUACUACGGCGGCACUGCCAUCGGGGAGCUCUCUCGUUCUCUGCUGAUUCUGUCUGCCGGAUAUCUCCCUGGCCUCUUUGCCAGCAUCACCUUAUACCGAGUCUUUUUCCAUCAGCUCAGCACCGCCGGCUUCAAGGGUCCGUGGUAUGCCCGCGUCACGAAGCUCUGGCAUAUCUGGGCCUGCAGAAACUGCAAGAACCACUUGGUCUUGGAGAGUUUGCAUGAGCAAUAUGGGGAUUUCGUGAGGACAGGACCCAGUGAGAUCACCGUCUUCCACCCGGGAGUCUUUAUGGCUGUGGAUGGCCCCCGAUCCGAAUGCAUCAAGGCCGAGUGGUACGACAUUCUGCACCCCGACAGAGCGCUCGUCACGACACGCGUCAAGCCUAUCCACGCUGCCAGGCGCCGUGAGUGGAACUAUGGUUUCUCGGCACAAGCCCUCGUCCAGCACGAGACGAAGAUUCUCAAGUGGAUUCAGGAGCUCGACAAGUGCAUCGAGGCGAAUGCCAAAGCCCAAGUCCCUUCCGAAGUUCGCGACUUGUUCUUCUGGUUCGGUUUCGACGUCAUGGGCGACUUUGUCUUUAGCAAGUCGUUUGACAUGCUGCACCAGCAGCAGUGGCAUCACAUCAUUGUGCGGCUGCAACGCGCCCUGUCUCUCCUGGGCCCGUUCAGCCCGGCCCCAUGGUUGAUCCAGGUCGGCUUCAAGCUCGGUCCGCGGGUCGGCGUCCUUAAGGACUGGUUUGACAUGGUUGCCUGGUGCGAGCGACAGAUGCGUGUUAGACUUGACGCUGCGACCCCGAAGCCGGGCGCGCCGGAUCUCGCCCAUUACCUGAUGGAGCUCAACCAUGGUCAGACCGAGCAGCCUGAUCGCCUGACGUGGCUCUUCGGCGACAGCCUGCUUGCUAUUGUGGCUGGAAGCGAACCGACAGCUGCCGCUCUCAUCGGCGUCUUUUGCGAGAUAGCCAAGCACCCGGAGCAUGCCGACAAAAUCUACGCGGAACUGGAAGACGUCGACGUGACCAACCUGAAGGUCCUCACCAGCCUCCCCCAUCUCAACGCUGUCAUCAACGAGGGUCUCCGUCUGUACCCCGCCCUCCUCACAGGCGGGGCCAGGAAGACGACGGAGAACGGGGCGACGAUCGGUGGGACUUUUAUACCGCCCAAUACGACUAUCAUCGCCCCGCGCCACGUGAUAUCUCGAAGAGAGGACUGUUUUGAGAAGGCCAAUGACUUCAUCCCCGAGAGAUGGACCACGAAGCCGGAAAUGAUCCACAAUGCAGCAGCUUUUGCGCCGUUCGGCACAGGUCAUCACAGCUGCCUGGGACGCUUCCUUGCCACGGACACCAUGAGGUUCGUUGUCGCGAGGCUGGUCAAGAAGUACCACAUCCGCCUGGCACCAGGAGAGACUGGAAACCGCGUGUUUGACGAAAUCAAGGACCAAUUUACAUCGAACCCGGGACCCUUGUCGUUGUGUUUCGAAUUGAGAUGA
This is a messenger RNA of Colletotrichum graminicola M1.001, 1659 nucleotides long. Its product is annotated as cytochrome P450. The coding region runs from base 1 to 1659 and encodes 552 amino acids. NCBI's taxonomy places the organism in Eukaryota, Fungi, Ascomycota, Sordariomycetes, Glomerellales, Glomerellaceae. Gene Ontology annotation, molecular function: heme binding; oxidoreductase activity, acting on paired donors, with incorporation or reduction of molecular oxygen; monooxygenase activity. The record is from RefSeq and is a predicted model, not a curated record. The transcript has 6 exons.